Molecule: messenger RNA, 1326 nt
Organism: Metarhizium robertsii ARSEF 23
Lineage: Eukaryota; Fungi; Ascomycota; Sordariomycetes; Hypocreales; Clavicipitaceae
Exons: 1
Coding region: 1-1326 (441 amino acids)
Source: RefSeq, a predicted model, not a curated record
AUGGCAAAGUCUCACAAAACCUGCGUCAAAAUACACGACAAUAUCCUGGGCGGGGUUGAGCUGAGCUCUGAGACAAAGGACUUCCUUCAAGACCUUAUACAGCGUCACGCGCCAAAGUUACGAGACGAAAGAUCUAAAAUUGAAGGCGUUGAUAUUUUAUCCCCUGGAAGGUUCAUCAUCACAGAGUUAUCCCACGUUAUCUUCAACAUGCCAGUUUUCAACCAGUCUAUUCGUGGGCGAUGGAAUGAUAUCAAAAGAGCGGCCACAAUCUUCGACCAGAUGAAAAACGAGCUGAGUCACCUGGUUGUGCCACGGCAGAGUCUGAUUCGUGUUGAUACAACAUAUCUGAUUGUUGAGCAGCGGCUGCCGCUCGGCUAUACAUCAUGUCAUGAAAUGGCUUACGCCUUCAAUAAAGAUAAACUGACCCCAGCACUUGCACAACUUACCAAGUUUAUAAUUUGGAGUGGCUUUCGCUAUGUUCAUCCAAAUACGGUUCCAUUGCUCCAGCUUGAGGUGCGCCCAGACGGACAGUACCGAAUUGGAUUAAUGGACCUCGGCGAUUGCGGUUCUGGAACUUUGAGCGGCCGGUUUUUUCAUGACAAGACAAAGAAGAACAUGAAGUACAACAAGUACAAGAAGCACGCGUUUGUUAGUAAAAGAAAGUUCACACGUGGUGUUGCAAAAAAAUCGAGCAUGCAUUUGGUAAAGGAAGACUUGAAUGAGAACAUACAAUACACGCUUGAAGUGGCCUUUUGUCGACGCCUCAUUCAAUUUGUCUAUCCUCAACACUUCGAUAUUAUUUACAAGGCAGCUUUGAGCGAAGGAGUCGACCUGAAGACGAUGUUUCCGUCGCCCGAGGGAUGGGAGCAAGCAUGUAACGACCGCAAGUUAGCCAUAGAGAACGGCUCACUGGGUUUGCAAUUGUUCAGCACAAUUGAAUUGUGUGCCCAUAUCAAUGCGCAAUAUUUCACAGGAGAUUCAUGGAAAAUACUGCAGACAGUCCGGACAGUCCGCCUCAAACUGGACUUCGAUCUUGACAUUCCUAUCCGAGCCUUUCGAACUGAUUGCUUAAUCGGAGUCCUCUUUGCCAACAAGGACAGCAAUGUAGUCUCAAUAAUUUUACAGUCCGCGCGACAUCUCGAUGAUGCUCCCGCAGUUCUCAAGUCGGUUCUCAGCGAGGAAGGAGAGGUCAUCACAAGUGUUAAACGCAUGAGUCCUGCUGAGGGAUUGUGCUUACUUGUCAUAGAACAUGAUGAGCGACUUGAAGACUUUGUAAAGAUUCAUCGCGAGUCUGGGUUUCCAAUUACCAAUGGUUGGACUCCAUAG